Molecule: messenger RNA, 4001 nt
Organism: Cuscuta campestris
Lineage: Eukaryota; Viridiplantae; Streptophyta; Magnoliopsida; Solanales; Convolvulaceae
Source: the annotation of a GenBank genome assembly
UUGUUUGUUAUUUUCAUAAAAAUUGGGAUUGUUUAAGCGCAAUAAACAACUCUUGAUUUAAUGAAAAUAUGUAAUGUUCUUUUAUGUGAAUAGAUUACAAUUCUUAUGCUUGAGUAGUUCAAGGAGACCUGCAAAAUAUUUUCAUCAUUAGACGUUAAAGUUUAUUAAAGUGUAUCAAAUGUUCUUCAUGAAUACUUUGUGCAUGGGAGUUAGAAUGAAAGAAAGAUUCGCUCUUUUAUAAACUUUUUCAUCUUUUGGAAUCAUUGUUUGAGCGCUUGAGGUGAGUGGGGGUUCAAAUUUUUUUAAUUUUAUUUCGUGACAAUGUGUGUGCAUGCUUAAAUGAUUUCAAAAGUACAAACUUUCUCCGUGGGAUCGACCCUUACUUGCCCUAGCUAUAGUCUUUAUUUGAUUAUAUUUUGGGGGUUAGUUAAGGAUAUUUUAUAAAUUUUUAAUUUGUUUUGGACCACACGACAAGUCCUCAACAAAUUUUGGCGCCGUUGCCGGGGAAAGUUUAAUUUGUAUAAAAUCAGUUUAGGAUGUGCUUUUUGUGUUUGUUUGAGAAUGCAGGUUGUAAAAGCAAGCCUCAAAUUUUUUGUGCGAAGUUAUUUCACAUGUUAAAGUCAUAGCAUUGAAGUUAUGUGUGGUUUGUAUGCUAGAACAAAUUGAAAUCAGUAUCUGUGCUUGAAUUCAUUGCUGAAAAUUGUGUUCCAUAUGUUGUUUUUGAACUGAAUUUAAAGCUAUAACAUGAUGUCAAAAGUCUUAUUCUUGAGUAUUUGAUGCUACAUUUGCUUAAAAAUCUGAUUUAUACAUGCUGAUUUUUUUUGAAGAAAGUGCACUUUUGACUUUGUUUUCAUGCUGUUUUUGUCAUUGGAGUGCUUCUUUGCUUCAAAUAUGAACUAUAUAUGAUAUAUCUUGCUUGAGGACAAUAUCUAGAAGCAUGACUUGAUGUUUAUAUGUUGAUUUUUUAGAUUUAGAAGUUGAAUUUGCUGAAAUUUAGACCUACACUGCUGUUUUGUUGAAAAAUCUGCAACAUUUUUGCUGGAUUCUUAUGCUGAAUUUGAGUUCCUAAGAUGCUUUUUAUGCCUGACUUAUGAACUUUCAUUGCUAAAUUUGCAUAGGAACUAAUUUUAGACGCUUAUCACUUGUUCAUUCAAUAUUAUUUUGACCCUUAUAUGCUGAUUCUUUAUGCGGAAGGGCUCGAAGUGCUCGAGUGUUGGUAUGCCAUUAAAUUUCAAUUUUCUUAAGCCUUCUGUGUUUAUAUUUGAUCAUUUAUGAGAUGAAAAUUGAAAAAUUCUGCACUUUUAAGGCUGAUUUUUGAGUACCAAUGGAAAAAUUCUGCACUUCUCAAUUUGAUUUUUGGGCUAUAAACUGAAAAUAUGCACCUUAGGAUCGUCAACUCUCUAUAAGGCCUGGAGUCAAAGAUUCAAAGGCCUUUUGGUUACUUUGAACCCCCACUCACCUCAAGCGCUCAAACAAUGAUUCCAAAAGAUGAAAAAGUUUAUAAAAGAGCGAAUCUUUCUUUCAUUCUAACUCCCAUGCACAAAGUAUUCAUGAAGAACAUUUGAUACACUUUAAUAAACUUUAACGUCUAAUGAUGAAAAUAUUUUGCAGAUAUUGGCUGUACUAUCUGUCUUCCAAAGGGGAAAACAGAGGUGGUGCUAGCACAACUGCAGAGGAAAGUUCUUCAGACAAUGUCCUUAUCAUGAGUCUGAACAAAUCAGUAAAGAGGAAACAAGUGGUGUCUCCCUCUCCCAGUGCUGAAGUACCACAGAAUCUUGCUCCAAUCAAUCUUGAAGAAGAAGAAGAAAUCUCUGACCAAGGUGAACUACAAAGGAAAAAGAAGAGGAAGAUCACCUCUCCCUCAACAUCUGGACAUGUCAAUCCGGAUGAGUUGAAGGAGAAGGAACCAACUGAGGACACCUCUGCUCACAACCGGAGUCCUCAACAACUUGAAGAGGAAAUUCCUCAAGUUCAGAAUUCUCUAACUUCCUCACAACCUCAAGUAGAUGAUGCUGAGAAUCAAUUCUGGCAGCUCUACUAUGACUGGAGAGCUUGGAAAGUUGGAAAUUCAGCAGAACAGUUGCUGAGUUGGGACCAGCAAUUGAAGAAUGAAAAGAUCAUCAAGAAAUGCUUAGGUCUGCCAAUCAACUAUUGCUGUGAGCAAAUCCUGGAUGUUGACUGGGUAUGGCAAAGGAAUUAUGAAGAUUUGCAUCUGGAACACUUGGUCACCUCACCAAUUUCAGAGUUUGAGGUGGAUGAUGAGGAUCCUGCAGUAUACAAACCAGUCCUUUCAAAAACCACAGAAGAUCAGGUGGUUCUCACUUCUGAAGCACAAGCUAACUUGGAAACAACAGCUGAGGAUUUCCAAAUAUUUCCGGAAGCCUCAUCUGCCUUUGAAACUGUUCCACCUGAAGCUGAAGUCUCUACACCAAAACAGAACCAGGAAGGAUCAAAUGAAGAAUUCCAGCAACUUCUCUAUUCUGAAGCUUUAGAGAUUCUCACAAAUCCUUGUGAGAUCACCAACCCUACUGAAGCAGAGAUCCCGGAGGAGUCAACAAAAAAUCUGGAGAUGUCCAAAACUCUAGAAACAAAUGAAGCUCAAGAAGAGCAAGCUGUAGAAGCCCAGAGAAGUUCUGCAGAAGCUGAGAAGGAAACUCAAAUGGCAGAACUGGAGGCCUCCAAAUCUCCAGUAGCCAUUUUUGAAGGACAGAAUGAAGCAGAAGAAAGAGACUCCCUCUCUCGGAAUAUAUCAAACUUCACACUUGGGGAAGCAGAAGAAGAAUCUGAAAGAACCCUGAAGAUCAAUGAUGAAGAAGAUGUACAAGAUGAUGCUGAAUCUCUUCCUAUGCAACCCUUCCAAAGAACUCUCUCUUCUCAUCAGGUAAACAACUUCCAUUUCCAUAGCUCUUCCAUUCCUACUCUUCCGGAUGAGGUACCGGAAAUCUGGACAAAGAAGGUCCAAGGGCUGAUUGACUCAACCCUAGCAUCUCAACAUGCCUCCUUUAGGCAAGAGAUAGAGCAGAUGGAAGCCAGGCAAAACAAACUGAUUGAGAAAUUCGAAGAAACACAUUGCUCCAAUCUCAAGGAGAUAAGCAAAUCAGUGGAUAAGACUCUAGAAAUCUUAUCUCUAUUGAGUAACACUGUGAGCAACACGAUGGAGACAUAUGCAUCUGAUAGUUAUCUUCAACUCAAGGAGGCUAACAACAUCAGAGAGCAAGUAGCAAAUGUCACAAUCAGUCUACAAAAACAAAUGUCCAUUCUCCAAAUGGACAUCAGAGCAGCUCUGGCAGUGUCUUCAGGAAAUCAAGUAGUAACCAAAGACUACUUGAAGGUAAUCAUUGACAAUCAGAAGGAAGCAUACAAACUAUUCAGACUUCUUACCACAAAUUCUGGAAAUCGCAAGAUGGAAGUGGUUCUUCAACAACACAGUCCAUCCUUGAUUCCAGAGCUCCCCAUUGCAGUCAAAGAAGGAGAAGUCUCUUACAUUCCUACGCAUCUAAACUUGACUGAUCUAGUCCAUGAAGCUCAGAGAAGCAAUCCGGAAAACUCAACACAGCGCUUAUCCAGCUUCGGAUUGGAUGGAACAGAGGCUGUAGGAACAAUUGCUGCUCACUUCUCAAAUGAAAAUCAAACAGGGAAGAGACGGAACAACAUAAGGCGCAAUAAAGAACUAUGUGGAAACAUGCAAGGCAUCAGGGAGAUUGCCGAAUCUUCAAAGCGCAAGAAGCACUGAAGGCUUUUUUCAUCAAAUCAGGGGGAAAGUAUGUGAAAACAUUAAUUUGCUUUGAUGAAAACACCUUCUUAUUUAAACAUUGCUCUAUUGGUUUAAACAUUGCCUUAAUAUUUCUCUUAAUUGUGCUCACUAUGCUUGAUUAUACCUAAUUCAAGUAUGUUUUUGAGAUCUAUUCUUAGCGCAUACAUUCAGGGGGGAUGUAAUUCAGGGGGAACUUAACUAGUUUUUGGCUAACAAUUGUUUUUGGCAAUGAAUUAUUGAUAAGCUC